This is a messenger RNA of Staurois parvus, 2821 nucleotides long. The record is from the annotation of a GenBank genome assembly. Lineage: Eukaryota; Metazoa; Chordata; Amphibia; Anura; Ranidae.
AGAGAUUCGUGUCCAGCUGACCGAACAAGUGAAAUGUUUGGACGCACAGGUGGAUUUCCGCCAGCAGUUGCUCCAGGACAUGAGCGAGUUAUUGCGCAGGAAAGCUGAGAUUAAUUUGGAGUAUUCCCGAAGCUUGGAGAAACUGAGCGACCGCUUCUCUGCUAAAAUCCGCAACUCCAAGGAGCACCAUGGUUUCAGGAAGGAACAACAGCAUCUCCUAUCCCCCGUGAAUUGCUUGUAUAUGAUUCUUAACCACACACGUCAGGAGAGUCGGGACUAUGCAGCACUUAGUGAUGUUUACACCACACACCUCAUCCCCCGCCUGGCACAUAUCGGAGAGGACCUUACUCGCCUCACCAAGAAGAGUAAAGAUAUUGGGGCUCAGCAGCAGGAAGAUCUGAUGAAGCUGAUGUCAGAGCUGCAGGGGGCAGUGAAGACCUACCAGCUGUACCACAAUGACUGUCUGAACUCUGAGCACAAACUGAGGGAGGCCGAGAAGCAAGAAGAAAAGCGCACAGGCAAAGUGAGCGAGCAGACCGCAAGCUCACCAGUAGCUGAAAGGGGGCCGAGGCGCAGUUCCCUUAAGAAGACAGAGAGGCUUGUAGAGAAGAGGUCGAAAAAGUACCAGGAAAACAGUCAAAAAUGCACAAAAGCCCGGAAUGAAUAUCUUAUCAAUUUGAACACCGUGAACUCCAAUCUCAAUAAUUACUAUAUCCAUGACGUUAGUGACCUUAUCGAUUGCUGCGACCUUGGCUUUCACCUGUCUAUGGGAAAGACACUGCGUGUGUAUCUGCAGGCUGAAGAUCGAGUGCAAACGUCUCGACAGCAGGGCCUGCAGGCCAUAGAAGGGGCUGUGGACAACUUAGAUGCACAGGCCGACAAGAACAAGCUGAUGGAAAUGCGCAGUGAUGCGUUCUGCCCCCCAGCACGAUUUGAAUUUCAGCCCCAUGAGGGGGAUGAGGUAACUGAAGUUCGAUCUGAGCAAUUCUUCCACCAAGAGUUAGUCAGUCGGUUCCAGCAUAUUCAGUCCAGACUGGAAAGGGAGCAUCUGGAAACAGAAGAGGUGAAUAAGACUCUUAAAGCUACCCUGCAGUCCCUCCUAGACCUUAUUGGAGCUGAUGACUAUGACUUAUCAGAUGCGUUCCAGUCCAGCCAGUCUACAGAAUCUCUUAAAUCCACUGGAUCAGACACCAGCAGUAAGACAAGCACAGCUAAGAGAAGAGCCAACCAGCAGGACACAGAGACCUUCUAUGUUUCAAAGCUGCAGAAGUAUGUGGCUGGGAGAAGCACCAUUUGUAAAUUACAGGCAAAGCGUGAUACACUAAAAGAGGCCAUAGCCAAAGCAGCUGAAUUGCACAGUAAGAUCUCUGGGAGACGGAGGUACCUGUCCCGUGCCCAGAGUUCAGGAGAGGCCAUUCCACGGGUCGUGUCCAGCUGCAUCCGCUUCAUAAAUCUGCAUGGCUUACAGCACGAAGGUAUAUUCCGUGUCCCAGGCUCACAAGUCCAGGUCAAUGAGAUCCGCAGUGCCUUCGAGAGAGGUGAGGAACCGCUGGACUCCAGCUACACUGCAAACGAUGUGGAUUCUGUAGCCGGGGUUCUCAAACUGUACUUCAGAGGCCUGGAAAAGCCACUAUUUCCUAAUGAAAUGUUUCAUGAUCUGCUGUACUGUCUCCAGCUGGAGACACAAGAUAGAGUAGCUCACCUAAAGAAGCUGGUGCUACAGCUGCCCAUCACUGUCACACUUGUACUACGAUACCUCUUUGCCUUUCUAAACCAUUUGUCACAAUACAGUGAUGAGAACAUGAUGGACCCCUAUAACCUGGCUGUGUGUUUUGGCCCUACAUUGGUUUCUAUCCCAGAGGGGCAGGAUCCAGUAUCUGUUCAGGCUCACGUCAAUGAGGUUGUAAAGUCUAUUAUCAUUUAUCAAGAACGGGUAUUCCCAGGGCAAGCAGAACUGGAGGGCCCUGUGUAUGAGAAAUGUAUGACAGUGGAGGAGGAGGAUGAAGAAUACUGUGACACAUUAGCCCUGGAAGUCACCAUUGAAGAAAGUGACCAGGAGAUGCACCAAGAAAUGGGUGUCAGUGAAGACGAGCUGGACACAGUGGAGGCCACAGCAAAGUUUGACUAUUCAUCCCGGACACCGCAGGAGCUGUCUUUCAAGAAGGGGGACACAAUCUUACUUCACUGCAAAGCAUCUGGGGACUGGUGGAGAGGGGAAUUAUCAGGGAUGCGAGGAUUAGUCCCUCACAAAUACAUCAGUAUUCCUGAAGGAGCAGAGAAAAAACUAGAACAGCGUACACUGAGGAAGGAGGUGGACGCAGGAACAGCUCUUAUCCCUGAUGAUAUUUUGGUUGAGCCCAGCAGGGUUCGUGUAAACUCAGACAGCGCCUGCUCUCCUAGAAAACGCAGUGAGGGGAGCCCCAUCAGAAAGCUCAACUCUCCAUUCAUGGAGGCGCCCCGACUUCCUUUUCCAAUGGCCCCCUCUGGACCAAGGCUUCUAGGUCAUAUUGAAAGGUUACCUGGAGAGAGGAGGAACCUGAUCGACAGCACACCAAAGGGGGCGUCUGCAAUUAAAACUUGGCACAGUGAACGGCAAAGCAUAGAAGUCGAUAAGGAUGUGACAAAGAACAUGAACAAUGUUUUUCGAGAACUGCUGGGUAAAACUGCUAUGAGGCAAGGUGGACUGGAAGAAGCAGUGGAAGUGGCCAAAGCAGCAAAGUCAAAUAAACCCACCGUGCCAAGCAGUUGCGAGGUCGUCCGUGGGAGCCCAGCAGGGAAAAAGGGGCCUCAGGGUAGAGCAGUUUUUGGGGCCAGAAGAUGA